Molecule: messenger RNA, 653 nt
Organism: Mollisia scopiformis
Lineage: Eukaryota; Fungi; Ascomycota; Leotiomycetes; Helotiales; Mollisiaceae
Exons: 3
Coding region: 234-458 (74 amino acids)
Source: RefSeq, a predicted model, not a curated record
AUCUAGGUAAGAAAGUAAGCUGACUGUCUAUCUAGUGAGUGUGUCAAUGUUCAGAUGAUAGAAACCCAUGACAAACAUUGAAGACAGCAUUUUUGGUGACAUUUUGGACACCGGAGCACGAUGCUGUUCAAGUAUAAAUGGUGUCCAAAGUACGCCCACGUUCGAUAUCUUUCCAAAAGCAUCCACGACUCAAAUCAAACAUCAAUCACAAUUUCAUCUUCAGAGAAUUCAACAUGAAGUUCCUUCUACUUCAUAUCAUCUUGGCCGCGGCCAGUGUUGCUUCUGCUAUCGCAGUUCCAAGCACUGUUGCUGAUACAAACAUCGAGAAGCGUGGCUGGGGAGCAGCAUGUCUCCUGAAAUGUGCAUCUGUAUCGGGUAAUGUCGCAGAGUAUGCAGCCUGUUUGGCUGCUUGCACAGCUCAAGGGGUUCCCGACGGUGCCGUUACCGUCGACGAAUAGACAGGCACUGUCAAUUCUUCCUGAAGGCAAUCGUGAUGUCCGUUUCGGACUUGAGAUGUCAAACCAAGCGGAAGGGGGGAGGGGAGGUGGGAGGUUCAGAAUUAGGAUUGCAGCUAGCUUUGAAGCCAGAAUCCUAACAUUCAAACAUGUUCUGUACACUGAGCCUUGAUUGAUGUUUUUCCAGUUCCAUUCGAC